This is a messenger RNA of Gymnodraco acuticeps, 6047 nucleotides long. It is a transcript of the gene hoxc4a, whose product is annotated as homeobox C4a. The record is from RefSeq and is a predicted model, not a curated record. Gene Ontology annotation, cellular component: nucleus. Gene Ontology annotation, biological process: embryonic skeletal system morphogenesis; anterior/posterior pattern specification; regulation of transcription by RNA polymerase II. The transcript is spliced from 2 exons. NCBI's taxonomy places the organism in Eukaryota, Metazoa, Chordata, Actinopteri, Perciformes, Bathydraconidae. Bases 4634 to 5428 code for a protein of 264 amino acids. Gene Ontology annotation, molecular function: DNA-binding transcription factor activity, RNA polymerase II-specific; RNA polymerase II cis-regulatory region sequence-specific DNA binding.
UGUCUGCACUCUUAGCGAACUGGUUAGACAGCGGUUUUAAAAAUCACAUUGUUUUUUUUUGCUUUUAUUUCAAACUCUAAAAAUUGAAUUACUGUCCUCCUGCAGAGUACUUUUACUUUAAUAGCCAGCCAAAAGUUGCACUCUAGUUGCACAGGUGAACUGGAUUUAAGUCUGCAGUGUGAGUCUAAUGAACCACAGCAUUGCUCUAAUGAACUGCAAACCUACCCAUGUUUUCUGUGAGCAUCCGGUAUCUGAAAGCACCUCUGCUCCCCUGGCGGCUGCUGUUAGAGGGUAUUCAUAUCCAACUAGUCUCCAGUCUGUCUGCACUUCAUUAAAACUUUUUAUUUUAACUGGACGAUCCAGUUUAACAUUAUUACACCUGGGGAGAGUAAAGGCUAUUAGGUUAAGGGUUUGAUUAAAAGCGCAUCGUAACAAUGUUCAUCAGGGAGCAGAUUAUUGCACUGUCUGCAUCCAGGUCAGUUGCUGCUGAGCCACCAAAUGAAAAACGUGCCAUACAUGGACACAACCACGACCUCCUCAUAGUUUUGCACAGAUUUAUUUUGUUUACAUAUGAACAUGUGUGAACACGAUACUACUGCUGUUAUUUUACAAAGGGGAGAAAAACAGAGUUUAACAAUUUCUCAGAUGAACAAAUGAAACAUCAAAUUAGUUCGCCUGAGGGCCCCAUUUUUUGUACUUCUACAUUAUAACUAGUUAUUGAACUAGGUGCACGAUCUGAAAGCCAUUUGUGGGGAGAAAGAAUGCAUUGCUGUCCCCCCAUCAAUAAUCCUUGGCAGUGAACUAUUAGAAUCAGUCAAACGCGAGGGGUGAAACGCAGGUCAGGCUGUCUAACUAAUAUUAAAAUGCGUGCGCCGGCGCGAGCGAGAGGGAGUAUGUGGUGUGCGUGCAGCUCCUUCACACUGACUGCGUGCACAACAAACUGCAUGCAUUUAGAUGAGCAUAUGACAAAGUCAAAUUAACAUGGGUUUGUUUUUUUGUGACAAUGUUCGUUUGUUCACUGUUAUAUGGCUAAAAAUUAUUUGUUCUUCAAUCCAAGCAAUCUGUGAAAUUGAUACACACUCGGAGAAAUAUGUAGAUUGAGAUCAUUUCUGACGGUGUUUGAAGCCCCCUGUGCAUUUCCACUGUAAUCAAUUCCAUUGAUUCACAAUCUGAGCAUGUUUGCUGUUUUUAAUAACCCCGAAACAGGUCACAUGUCUGAUAUUGCAUUUUUCAUCCGAGGCUUUUCUCAUUAGCUUCCAGAGUGGCAGGAAGAAAGGUUACCGAGCGGUCAGUAUGGUAAUGGAGGGCAGAAGGAAUGGUUGGGAACAAUGGAAACUUAUUUUUCAUCUGUGCUGUCACGCCGUCCCUUUGUAUCCGCCGUGUUUGUGACUGAAUAUUCAUAUAUAGGAGCUACCUCAAAGGCAGAGGUUGGACGUUAAGAAAAGAGACCCCCUUGUCCCUUUUGCACACGACGCGCUUGUGUGUGCGUGUGCAGGCAUAUGCGUUUUUUUGUAUAGGGCAACACAUGUUAAAAUCACAUUUUAUUGGACAGAAAAGCACCAUUUAUAUGAUUUCUUUUAUAAACAACAUCUCAUGUGCAGUAUUUCUCGCAGCCUGAAUAUUUCUUCUGACACUACUUUUUUCAGACCCUGCUUGCAUAGAGGUUUGCCUGAGAUAUCUCCUUUGCAGUGUGUACCCUACAACACAUUAGUUGUCUAUAUGUACCCUGUAGAACCGAAUUUGUGUGAAGUACAAACAAUCGCAAAUACGUCUCUACAGGAAUACAUGGGCAACUGAAAUACCACGCCAUGGACUCUUCUGCUUCUGCUCCUCUUCACGUCUCUUCUGGCUUCCUUUUCCCUGCUAUUGAAACCACAAGCAUCAUACACAUACCGCCUAUAUCCAGGCACUAGCAAUGCAAUAACAUUGUCACAAAGUGUAUUCAUAGUCCAGACAGCCGUAGAUUGCGUAGGUACGCCACAGAGAGCAAACCCAUGUGUGCAGUGUGCGGCUACUGUCUCAGACCCUGUAAAACACGGUAGGAACCAGGGGUCGUUUAAAAGUGACUGAUUUACGGCUUUUAUUGCUCUAUAAAACGCCUCUAACAUCCUCGCUAUGGGUAAUAGAAAUGUCGUGUGCAUUCUGUACAAACAGGACAGCCAGAAAUGUCAUUUCACGUCUCGUUUUUAACCAUAUUAUGUAGGCUAGUUAUUGCUGUGAAAAUAGAUACAUCGGUUAACUGGCCAUACUGAAACCCAUAUUAACUGACCCAUAUAGAUUAAGUGUUACUUCUGCUCAGGCUUAAUGUUUCUCCAAGUGGGAGCCUAUGACUUUCUUUAUUAUUAGUAUUAUUAUUAUUAUUAUUAUUUAUUUUUUAUUAUUUUUAUUUUUAUUAUUAUCAUUAUUAUCAUUAUUAUUAGUAUUAUUAUUAGUAUUAUUAUUAUCAUUAUAUUUUCCUUGUUAUUUUCGCUGCUGAUGCGAAAACAACCACAAUAACAUUUUUUUAAAAAGCAUUACAAAUAUAUUAUAAUCUAGAUGUUGUUGGGAAGCUGCUAAUAAAGGGAGUAAACCUUACUCUCUUCAACCACAGCUGACUCUGAGAUAAGAAUGGGAAGCAUACAGCACAUGACAAGUUUACACAGCCAGGCAGGAUCAGUUUACAUUUACCAGCAGACCUCCAGUAAUGUGGUCAGGGCUUCAGCCAGGAAUAGCAUGUAACAUUUGAAGGCAGCAAGACUCAUAUAUUAUGCUAAUUUUCUAAUCGGUUUUUUCCCUCUUUUUACAAAGUUGAAAUAAGUAGGACUAUAUAGUUUAAAGAAAACUAAAGAGUAAACAAAUCAGUUGCAUGUAUUUCUGUAUGGAAUUUUUCAAAUACUUCCUCUCAGCAUUUUCUUUCAGAUAAUAUGGGUUGUAGCAGGUCCACACACAGUCAGCUGAAUUACAUUGUAGCCACAUGUUUUUAUUGUAGGCCAUAACAAAGGUCAAACAAGUCUUGCUAGUAAAAGGUAAUGACAUUCCAAUGUUGUUAAAACAGAAGGCCGGGAGAAGAUGAACAUAAUACAGACAAGAGCAGCACUUUUGUUAGAAAAAGCCUCAGAAUUUAAAUGAUUUUUAAUGGUGUUUGGUAUUUUUUCAUAUGUAUCUUUAAGCAGGACUUGCUGCAUGUAGUGAGCUCUUUAGUUAAAAGUGAGGGAGUUCAAUGGCUUUAACCGGUCUGCAGCGACCACAUUUAACUUCUCUGUGACACAAUACGACUCCCUUGCAGUUAAAUCAGCAGAUAAUUGACACUCUCUAUUAUGAUAUUGGUUCUGAGACACCCUGUGUUCCCAUGCUGGCUGGUCUGUGACAUCAUGAUGCUCUGAACAGUUGUCAGGUUUGUGACACUGCAGUGGGGCUGCUGUUUUAUGAACGGUGUGAUUUCACAGCAUAUAGAGUAAGUUUGGCCUGUUGGCUGAUCCACUGGAGUCUGAUGUUAUAAUUGUAUUGUGAGCUUUUCUACACUGUUUUGAUGGUGUCAUCACAAUUACCAUAUUCAUAUUUAAAUGUAAUUAUUCAAAGCUUUUGUUUAAUAAUUGUUGUAUCUUACAGAAUAACAAUAUCAUUCAAAGUUAAAGGUGCAUCUUACACUUUGGCUUUUCUUCUAUUUGUAUCCUUUUAUACCAUAUUCUAGAACAUGGCUUUUCUUAAUUCUUAUCACCUUAUUUGUUUUUUUUGUAAAUCAGCCAACCCCUUUGGUUCCAGCUGAUGUAUGCUGCUUUGACAUUCAAAGCAGCUAUACUGAAAGUACAUGCCUGACACUUUCAAUCAGGCACUUUUUUUUUCGUUAUUCUCACCAAAUUCCAAUUAAAAGUUGAAGGCUGAGACUUUUAAUUGAUAGCCUGGGAAGAAAAUGGACAUCAUUUCAAAAUAGACAAAUCUCUCAUAAUUGAAUGAAGGCUUUUGUUUAAGCAGCCUGACUCUUCCUGUCCACCUUUUUGCAACAUUAUUAAUUACCAGCCCUACUUAAAAAAAAUCAACCACACCAUGAGCAUCUCAACACUCCAGUCUUUUAUGACAUUUAGAUUCACUAUUCAAUAUUAGUGCUGAAAUGCUUAUAUAAUCUUACAAAACUGAUGCAGCUGUAAUGCCUACGUGUAUUAAUGGACUGUAAGUUUCACAGCUAAAGAGCUGUUGGUAAAGCAUGUGCCUUCAUUAAUUAGAAGAUAACCUUUAUAUAGGGAGCAGGCUAACAACAUGAUUGGUUUGCUAUUGUUGUGCCUUAUCCUUGGCGGAUCACCCAUUCUACCUUUGAAUAAUUGAGACCAGUAGAUGUUGCCUAUUUUAUUUUUUCCUUGGUCAGCAACUAGCGACUAGUUUUGUCCCCAAGAUCAAUUGCCUUGGUAAGACAACGAGAGAGAGGAGGGAGUGAGUGAGAUAGAGAGAGAGGGGAAGAGAGAGAGAUUUGUUCCCACAAUGGCGACUGUAGGUAUGCUAAAUACCUCUGGUUCCUUAUCCGGGAACUACCUCUUACUCUGCUAUUGGGCCAUUGGGUCACGUGGUAAAAGUAACUUUACAGGGCUGCUCGCAAGUAGGAGGGCUUUAUGGAGCAGAAAAACGACAAAGCUAGAAAAAUUAUUUUCCACUCUAGAAAUUAAUGAUCAUGAGCUCGUAUUUGAUGGAGUCUAACUACAUUGAUCCGAAAUUUCCUCCAUGCGAGGAAUAUUCGCAAAAUAACUACAUCCCUGAGCAUAGUCCAGAAUAUUACAGCCGCGCAAGGGAGUCUGGCUUCCAGCAUCACCAUCAGGAGUUAUAUCCUCCGCGGGCGAGCUACCAGGACCGCCAGUUUAACUGUGCAAGCAUCCCUGAACCUGACUCGCCAAGGGGACAUGGAGUACCCCAAUCUGCGCACCUGGUGGUAGGGAAAGGGCAACCUGCUUCCUGUGAAACCCCACAGUUGUCCAUGUCCCCCGCCACCCCACCGGCCGCAACCUCCGCCUGCAACCAAGCUACCCCGGAGCAUCCAAACAGCACAGCCUCCUCCAAGCAGCCUGUGGUGUACCCAUGGAUGAAGAAAAUUCACGCCAGCAAUGUUUCGGGUUACAAUGGGACGGAGACCAAGCGGUCUAGGACAGCAUACACCCGGCAGCAAGUCUUAGAAUUGGAGAAGGAAUUCCACUAUAACCGAUAUUUAACUCGGCGGAGGCGCAUCGAGAUCGCCCACACCCUGGUUCUCUCCGAGCGACAGAUUAAAAUCUGGUUUCAAAACCGCAGGAUGAAAUGGAAAAAGGACCACAGGCUCCCCAACACCAAAGUGAGAUCCUCUUCCUCCUCCUCCGGGUCCAACACAAGCUCAGCAGCCGGCGCUGUUGCCGCUGCCUCGGCCGCUAACACUGGGGCCCCCGACGAACUCUCCGGAGCACAGCAAAGCGAGGAUAUUACCAGGUUAUAAAACCAAGAAGAUCGGGGGUAGAAAAAGAACUUGUUAUUUAUAGAACAAUUAUAUAUUUUGUUUUCGUAGCUAUCUUGUGCGGUUUCCUUUAAGUCCACAGUUAUAUAAAAUGCAUGUUAUAUAGCAUGGAUUACUGCGAAUACCGAUGAAUUAUUUUUACGUGACACAGGGUUUAAUUUAUUUGAAGCUGAAUUAAAAUGAUGUUUUUUAUUAAAAAAUGUUUUGAAUGAAGGAUGAAAAAGUAGAAAAAAAUAUACAUUUUAUCAAAAUGUUAUUGUGGGCCAUUGUUUUGCCCUGCUGCCCAAUGUGAAAUGCACAAUCUAUUUAUUUCAAACAACACUGGAAGGAAAUCAAUAUAAUAAUAGUUAUUUUUGGUAUAAAAAUGCUGGAACACACCAUUGAUCUUGAACUUGUAUGUUUUGGAUAAAACCAAUGUGUGAAUUACCUCGUGUAUUUCAGAAACAGGAUUUUGAUUUACAAUUUAGUUUUGUGGUGUUGAUGUUGUGUUUAUUAGACCGUUAAAAAGCAGAUUAUUGUGAAAUGCAAUAAACGGAGUGUAGUGUACUUGUGAUAAUCAUAUUGGUCAAUAAAACAGUGAGUGUCUACUAGUUUUAAAUAG